GCCACAAAUUCACAUCUCUCAGGCUCUCAACCAAAACCCAAAACAAUGGAACUCAAGUUCUCCACCUUCCUCUCCCUAACCCUACUCUUCUCCUCCGUCCUAAACCCCGCUCUCUCCGAUCUCUGCAACCUCGACGACAAAAAAGUCCUCCUACAAAUCAAGAAAGCCUUCGGCGACCCCUACGUCUUGGCCUCAUGGAAAUCAAACACUGACUGCUGCGAUUGGUACUGCGUCACCUGUGACUCCACCACAAACCGCAUCAACUCCCUCACCAUCUUCGCCGGCCAGGUAUCAGGCCAAAUCCCCGCCCUUGUAGGAGACUUGCCAUACCUUGAAACCCUUGAAUUCCACAAGCAACCCAAUCUCACUGGCCCAAUCCAACCCGCCAUUGCCAAGCUCAAAGGACUCAAGUCUCUUAGGCUUAGCUGGACCAACCUCUCAGGCUCUGUCCCUGACUUCCUCAGCCAACUCAAGAACCUCACAUUCCUCGACCUCUCCUUCAACAACCUCACCGGUGCCAUCCCCAGCUCGCUUUCUGAGCUCCCAAACCUCGGCGCUCUUCGUCUAGACCGCAAUAAGCUCACAGGUCAUAUUCCGAUAUCGUUUGGGCAGUUUAUUGGCAACGUUCCAGACCUGUAUCUCUCCCACAACCAGCUUUCUGGUAACAUUCCAACCUCAUUCGCUCAGAUGGACUUCACCAGCAUAGACUUAUCACGGAACAAGCUCGAAGGUGACGCAUCCGUGAUAUUUGGGCUGAACAAGACAACCCAGAUUGUGGACCUGUCCAGGAACUUGCUGGAAUUUAAUCUGUCAAAGGUGGAGUUUCCGACAAGCUUGACCUCGCUGGAUAUCAACCACAAUAAGAUCUACGGGAGUAUCCCAGUGGAGUUUACGCAACUGAAUUUCCAGUUCCUGAACGUGAGCUACAACAGGCUGUGUGGUCAGAUUCCUGUGGGUGGAAAGUUGCAGAGCUUCGACGAGUAUUCUUAUUUCCAUAACCGAUGCUUGUGCGGUGCUCCACUCCCAAGCUGCAAGUAAAGGCCACAACUGCAGAUUUGCCAGCAAUUUUCGAAUAGUUGCUGUUUAAACAGGUGUGUUUGGUCAUACAAAUAAGCGACCAGUCAUGGCAGCAGUGUAGCUCAUUUAAAAGUAAUUAAUAAGAUUUGUUCAUGCAUUUUACCACUGCAUAUAGAACACAGAUUUAUAGCGAAUAAUCCAUGUAAAAGAAAAGAUUAUAGCGAAUAAACUUGGCCAAUAAUUUACUUGUCGAAAACAGAAACGUAAUAAACUUUGCCGAUCUUUUUUCUA
This is a messenger RNA of Pyrus x bretschneideri (Chinese white pear), 1308 nucleotides long. Its product is annotated as polygalacturonase inhibitor. The record is from RefSeq and is a predicted model, not a curated record. Gene Ontology annotation, molecular function: protein binding. NCBI's taxonomy places the organism in Eukaryota, Viridiplantae, Streptophyta, Magnoliopsida, Rosales, Rosaceae.